Molecule: messenger RNA, 8536 nt
Organism: Octodon degus (degu)
Lineage: Eukaryota; Metazoa; Chordata; Mammalia; Rodentia; Octodontidae
Gene: Pak3
Product: p21 (RAC1) activated kinase 3
Exons: 18
Coding region: 448-2127 (559 amino acids)
Biological process (GO): regulation of MAPK cascade; protein phosphorylation; regulation of axonogenesis
Cellular component (GO): cytoplasm
Molecular function (GO): ATP binding; protein serine/threonine kinase activity
Source: RefSeq, a predicted model, not a curated record
GGGGCUGCAGCUUUUCCCCUGCGGGAGCCUGUGCGCUGGGGCAGGAGAAGAGCCAGGGGGAGCGGGCUGGGCCCGGGGCUGCGGCUGCGGCCGCGGGGCUGCGGCUCCCCAGCCCCGCCAGCCGGAGCGCUUGGAGGUAGAGGAAAGGUCUUGACGGGGUGGCUGGACCCCAGGCAGAUUCAAAUCCAGGCCAACUGUGUGGCUCUCUGAGGUAUUGGAACAGAAGGAGGUCCAUUCCUGUUGGUGACAACACUGUGGCCCUGCUCUGGGAUGAGCAAGGUGUAAAGGUUUACCCCAAGAAGGAACAGCUCAGUCCUUGCAUCUUGUGGCAGCUGCCCAGCACUGAGUCCAUCAGGGCUGAAGUCAGCUCGACCCUUUCCCAAUGGGCAGUACUCACCUGUGCCAGGGUCCUGCAGUGGUGGCCUUGUGAGGAGCUGUGAACUGAAAAUGUCUGACGGUCUGGAUAAUGAAGAAAAACCCCCAGCUCCUCCAUUGAGGAUGAAUAGUAACAACCGAGACUCUUCAGCACUCAACCAUAGCUCCAAACCACUUCCCAUGGCCCCUGAAGAGAAGAAUAAGAAAGCCAGACUUCGCUCUAUCUUCCCAGGAGGAGGGGAUAAAACCAAUAAGAAGAAAGAGAAAGAACGCCCAGAGAUCUCUCUUCCUUCAGACUUUGAGCAUACGAUUCAUGUGGGGUUUGAUGCAGUCACCGGGGAAUUCACUCCAGAUCUCUAUGGCUCACAGAUGUGCCCAGGGAAGCUCCCAGAGGGAAUUCCUGAACAGUGGGCUCGGUUACUCCAAACCUCCAACAUCACAAAACUAGAACAGAAGAAGAACCCACAAGCUGUUUUAGAUGUUCUCAAAUUCUAUGAUUCCAAAGAAACUGUCAACAACCAGAAAUACAUGAGCUUUACAUCAGGAGAUAAAAGCGCACAUGGAUAUAUAGCGGCACAUCCUUCAAGUACAAAAACAGCCUCUGAGCCUCCAUUGGCUCCUCCCGUAUCUGAAGAAGAAGAUGAAGAGGAGGAGGAGGAAGAAGAUGACAAUGAGCCCCCACCUGUUAUUGCACCAAGACCAGAGCAUACAAAAUCUAUCUAUACUCGUUCUGUGGUUGAAUCCAUUGCUUCACCAGCAGCACCAAAUAAAGAAGUCACACCACCUUCUGCAGAGAAUGCCAAUUCCAGUACUUUGUAUAGAAAUACAGAUCGACAAAGGAAGAAAUCUAAGAUGACAGAUGAGGAGAUCCUAGAGAAGCUAAGAAGCAUUGUCAGUGUUGGGGACCCAAAGAAAAAGUACACACGAUUUGAAAAAAUUGGUCAAGGGGCAUCAGGUACUGUUUAUACAGCACUAGAUAUUGCCACAGGACAAGAGGUCGCUAUAAAGCAGAUGAACCUUCAACAGCAACCCAAAAAGGAAUUAAUUAUUAAUGAAAUUCUGGUCAUGAGGGAAAAUAAGAACCCCAAUAUUGUUAAUUAUUUAGAUAGCUACUUAGUGGGUGAUGAACUGUGGGUAGUCAUGGAAUACUUGGCUGGUGGCUCUUUGACGGAUGUGGUCACAGAGACAUGUAUGGAUGAAGGACAAAUAGCAGCUGUCUGCAGAGAGUGCCUCCAAGCUCUGGAUUUCUUACACUCAAACCAAGUGAUCCAUAGAGACAUAAAGAGCGACAAUAUUCUCCUCGGGAUGGAUGGCUCUGUUAAAUUGACUGAUUUUGGGUUCUGUGCCCAGAUCACUCCAGAGCAAAGUAAACGAAGCACUAUGGUGGGCACCCCCUAUUGGAUGGCACCUGAGGUGGUGACUCGAAAAGCUUAUGGUCCAAAAGUUGAUAUCUGGUCUCUGGGAAUCAUGGCAAUUGAAAUGGUGGAAGGUGAACCCCCUUACCUUAAUGAAAAUCCACUCAGGGCAUUAUAUCUGAUAGCCACUAAUGGAACCCCAGAGCUCCAGAAUCCUGAGAGACUGUCAGCUGUAUUCCGUGACUUUUUAAAUCGCUGUCUUGAAAUGGAUGUCGAUAGACGAGGAUCUGCCAAGGAGCUUUUGCAGCAUCCGUUUUUAAAAUUAGCCAAGCCUCUCUCCAGCCUGACUCCUCUGAUUAUCGCUGCAAAGGAAGCGAUUAAGAACAGCAGCCGCUAGGACUGCAAGCCUUACCCCUCACUAUCUCCCUCAUGAGCAAGAUUGAACUAAAACUUUGCUUCAGGAAAGAUAGAAGAAAAGACAGUCAGAUGGGUGGGGGUUCAUUAACUUUCAAAUGAAUAGAAACUUCUUAUAAGCCUUUUUUCCUAUUCCCUCAGAUUAUGUAAUUUAUUUGUAAGCCUGAAUCGCAGCCCAAACAGGGCAGCAAUGUUGAAGUGGCCAUCAAGUGGUCACUUCCACCGUGAAGCGAAAGAGCCAGUAGUGAAUCCCCUCAUUUUGUGCAUUCACUUUGAAGAAAAAGGUUUCUCAAAGAUGCACACUCCCUCUUCAUAGUGUCGUGUUUGUUUUUAAGUUAGAGAGUAGUCCCUCUUGCAUUCAAACCUCCUUCGAAACCCCUUACCCAAUGUGAUGUUUUCACUUGCAUUGUCAUUAGCUGUCCAAAAAAAAAGAUGUCAAAUGUUUUUUUAAAGAAAAACAAAAACACAAAGAAAAAAAAACAAAAACAAAAAAAAACAGCAAACAAAAAAAUAGAGCAAGUACUGUGUGAAUAUGUGGAACUCCAUGCCCUAAUAGAGUUGCAAUUUUUUAUUCUUCUUCUAUAGUGGUGGCUUUGUUUGUGUACCUAUUUUUCUGCAUUUGUACUGGAAAAGGUUUCUUUUAAAAUGUUUUUGGAAAGCAGAAGGGAAUAUGUGUGUUCAGGAAGGGCUUUAGCAAAUUCUGUAUCUAAAUAAAGCUCAAAUGGUGAAAUCCUGUCACAUUUUCACAAGGAUACUUAAGAGGUAAUCUGUCAGGUAAACCAGCUUGUUAAUUUUCAUGAUACUGAAAAAAGAACACACUGAAAAGGGCAUCCUUUCUGGGUGAGCCCAGGUCCUGAACCUUGGAAACACUGAUAGGUAAAACCAUGACUUAAAUAAAGAUGGGACUUUCUCUGAAAGCCAAAAGGAAAAUAGGACACAUAUAUGACACUAAAAUCCUUGUUGGACAUUACAGUAAAAAAGGUAAAGACACAUAAUUUAAGACUCUCUCAUGCUUGUGGAACACAUGCACUGUAAAACAGGCACAUCAGGAGGAAAUAUAUCCAUUACCCAGCAUUUGUUUAUGAUGAAAUGGUUUAACUUGCAAUUUUUAACACUUUAGAAUUUUUUUGAAAAUAAAAAAAAAACAUAAUAACCAUUCAACUCUAAGAAAUGGGAUAUGAAUGAAAGAUACAUCCCAGUCAACAUUUGCUUCUAAACACUUCUUCCCAUUUUUUCUGUUUGCCACGAAUUUCUGUUGCAGAAUAUAGUGUGUUCAUAUUUAGCUCACUGGGCUUUUCAACUUCAAAUUCCUAUUCAACAAUGACCUUAAAGUUAUUUACUGAAAAUAAUUAUGGCUUGAAAUCAUAUAUUCCAUGAAAUAUCAGUCCAACUGAAUUCCUUUUGUAGCUUGGGGAAAACACUAAAAUUUGACUAUUAUUUCACCAUUUAUCUAUUUCUUAAAAUCCAGCAGUCACUACUUCCUGAAUCUUCUGAGAGUAGAAAAGUACCUGGAAGGUGUAUGUACAGAAAAGGAUAUGCUUCUUUUAUUGUCAAUUUUACAAAUUUUGGAAAGUUGUUUCUCUAAACCUUUGAAGACCUAACAGUCUAUGCUGUAGAAGACUUUUUAGUUUGUAGUAUAUAAGAAAUUUGAAUAGAACCUAUCUACAUUCAGCAAGAAGGAGAAAGGUCAAUAACGUAGGUCUCUCUUCUUCUCUGCAAAGUACAUCUAUCCAUGCAUUCAUCCAUGUACCCAUCCAUCCAUCCUUUCUUCAAAAUGAAAGCAUUUUCUUUAGAAUUUCUACUACCCAUAUAGUGCAUGUGUUUAUGUUUAGAAGAUAUCAUUGAUGAAUUUCCUAUUGUUUCAUUUGAUUAUAAAAUUUGGGAGGGUCUUGACUGAAAAAAAAUUGUCCACAGUGGGAUAAAAUAACAAAUACGACAAGAAAUCAAAUGGUAAUAUUAAUUUGAAACAUAGUAUAAUAUACUUUGCAAAGAAGUAUCUGGGUCUAAAAUUUUUAAUUCUAUACUGCUCUAAUGAGACAGACAGACCAUGAUUUUGGUUCCAUUUAAAGUCGUGUUUUUUUUUUUUUUUUUCUCAUAACGCCAGGUAAUUCAAUGAAAUACCUGGGAUGCAAAUAAAAUCAUGCACAUUGGUGAUAAUAGUCUUGCCAAUGUAGAGCCUAAAACCUGGUUGGGAAGCAACUAGUGAUUAGUUAGCAUCCCUUAUAUGUUGUAAAGGCAAUUUGUUUAUUUUGUUUUCUUUUGUUGUUUUGGAGACCUUGGAGGGGUGAUCGUUCAGAUCACUGUAGGCAGAGAAAUGGCUGCCCUUUAUGCUUUUAGUUCAGCAUAUUAACAGUGCAGAGCCAGGUACUACUUUAACAACACUUUGUACCAAGACUUGAUGGUGACAUAUCCUAGUAGGUUUUAUUCUUACAAAUUUAUUUAUAUUUAUGUAAAUUUUCCAAUGAGAACAGCGUCUAAAGCGCCUUCCCUGUGUUGAAGAGUUAUGUAUAUUUCUAAUAUGUAUUAGCAAGAAGCUGCUUCUUGUGCCAAAGUGAUGCUGAAGGAUUCACAUUUGGUACAGUUGAUUCAAUUUGGACUCCAGAUGGUUAAUAGUUUCUUUCCUUUCUUUGAAUUUUUUAGCUCAUCUUGACGCAGGUGAGUUUAUCCAGAUCUUUAAUGUUGCUGGUGUGCCCUAGGAUAAUGAGGGCACGUCAUUGAAUGUUGACUCCAAAAUGUCCUGAGUUAGGAGUAGGGCAAAGUCAGGGAAGGGUGUGAAGCACAGUAGAGAGUAUUUAUUUAAGAAAGUAAAGAACAUUGAUGUUGUAGCAAGGAUCCGGUGCAUUGUCAUGAUCCCAUAAGAAUUUUGGGAAGACAGUCCCUUUGAAUCAGUCACCACGUUGGGUAAUGACUUCUUUCUUGCUGAUAUUGUCUAUGUGUCAUUGUAAAUAUUCGUGUGUCCAUGUUCCACUUUGGCUACUGGAUGGCCAUGUCACAUGAGAAGAUUUAAUUCAAGUAUUUAUUCUUUAGCUGUGUCAUUCAGAUUUCUUUCAGGCUUGUGAAUUGCACACCAACGUUUGAGUUUAACCACCUGAUAAUCACAUCUAUCCCUCCCCUGUGAAGCACAUUCCAUUGCUAAAAGAAAUACAAAAUUGCUUCCUGUUGUCUAUAUAACUGUUUUGAUAGUUUGAGGUGUUUAUCUAUAGAGGAUAUUUCUCAGCUCAAAGAUCAUGUAAAUAAUUAUAUUCCUUUGCUCAGUGGGUUAUUUCUAAUGAGGCUGCCAGUUCGCAGAGAUCCCAUAAUAUCAGUUUUAAAUAGCAUAAACAGGAAUUGCUACUAUAUAAAAAUAAGUGCACAUAUGAGCAAAGACGAGGAACACAGAUAAUGGAAAUCAUUGGCAUCAGGUAGGCAGGAAUAUGUGACUUAUUUUCCUUUUGAAAUUUUCUUUGAUGUUGCUGUAAUAUUACUUUAUAAUAAAUAAACAUCAGAAAGGGAAUUUUAGAAGCAUAGAAAAGACUCCAGAGCACAUGCUUUCUGGCCAGAGCCCAGAGCAUGCAGGGCACAGACACUUGUGGGUUACAAUUAUUCCAUAGGCUUUGUACUUACCUGCGUGUGAAGGUUAGCACAAGCAGAGGUAUGGCACAUCCCUUCUUAGGAGACUAAUCCCUGUGUCAAAGCUAAUGAGAUGUUACUACUGUAACUCCAAAUGUAUUCUUCUUUAAAACAGGUGUCUAUUUUUGGCUACUUUAGAUAGAAGGGGUGACCAUGUGUUUAACUCCCUUGGUUAGCAUUUACAUCUGGUACCACAUUUCUGAGUCAUUUUAGCAGAUUUUCAAGUUCAACUUUGGGGUAAUAAGAACUAGGGUAAUAAAGUCCCUAGUUCUUACCAUUGCCAUGAGCAACAAGAUGUAUCAUUCAGGUAGAAUUCUUCUUUUAGUUACCAAUGAUCACAUCCCACUGAUGUCAAGAGAAAUUAUGAUUUGCAAUUAAAAGCUGACUCUAAAACCAUUCAGACAGAUAUUUAGGAUCGUCUCUGCUUGGUGGCAUUCAGUUAUGCUCCGAUUAGUUCUGGCUUAAGAUGAUCUCCAUGUGUUUUUACACUGCAUAAUUAUAGGCUGUAUGCAGGAAGUGUGACUUUCAGAGAAAGAGAGACCAUCUACUAAAGAGAAGAAUAUCCUUCUAACUCACCAAAGAAACUUCAGGCUAGAACUUCAAUAAUAUGUUACUUAUCAUCAAUGCCUAGAAAAACUCACAGGAUUGUCAUUGGCUAUUUUAAGUAUAAAAUGAAAGUCUCAAGCCUGCCAUCUGCACCUGAAUUCCAUGUUCCUUUUCUGAGCUAUUUGCCAUUAACAUUCAAUUAAGUAAAGGCAUAGCCAGUGGUGCAAGCAUCUCCCAGUCUCUAAGCAAAAGGCUGAAAUCCAGCAUUUGUAACCUGACAGUCUAAUGGGGCCUCAGAUUCGAGUGAACUUAAUGUGCAGUUCUGAAUAUAUAUUUGCAUGUGGAUUAGGAAGGAAAUAAAUGGGACCUUGGAAAUAAUGGGAUUGUUUUUCUAUGAAAGAGCUUUUCAUAAAAGACACAUAAGACAGAUAAUCUUUCUCUUAGUUAGCUUUCACUUUUUCAUUUUUUUUGAACCACAUUCCUGUAGUGGGUUAAAUGAAUGUAACCCAAUUUAUCAGGCAUUAGAAUGUCUGUUUAAGACUAUAAAGAGUAUCUACCUGAAUCUGCAGGUGCGGGAACCAUGACUACAUCACCUCCACAUGCACACUUCUGCAUAUAAUUACCUAUAUUACUUGUAGCAUUUACUGACAGUUAAUUUGUUGAAACUUGCAAGAUAUAGUUGGUCAGUGCCAUCAGAGUGUCCUGCAGAAACUGCUAUCAGGUGAAUUCUAUCCCAUGAUACCAACAGUAAGGCAGGCAGCAUGCUCAGCUGAUCGAGUACCUAAGAAGAAAAAUUAGUGACAAUUUGAGAGAAAUGAGUCAGAUGUGGUGGAAAGAAUACUGGCCUAGAAAGGAGACCUGGAUUCUAAUAAGGGCUUUAUGAAAAACCUACAGCAUAACCCUAGACAAGUCCCUUAACUUUUCUAUUGAUGUUUCCUCAUCUGUAAAACAAAGAUAUCAGACUAACUGCUAUCCAAGCUCUUUGCAAAUUUCUACAUUCUACAGCAUAAAUUGUCUUACAAAUUCAAUCUGCUGAACUGAUAGCAAAACCACAUGCUUAAGCCUGGGUCUCUUAUGAUGCAAUGAAACUCUAGAACUACAUAAGAUGCAAAAACUCAAAUAAAUGAUGUUAAUAAUACUAGAGAAUAUUGAUUAAACUUGUGGCAGCCCUCCAGUUUAUUCACAAUUGUUUUUGUUGUAAUGGUUUUUAUUCUCUGUUGAAUGUCCCCAGUUUUUAUUUUCCAUAUACUAUGUAAAACCUGGUUUUCAUUGAGCUGUGGUCAGUAUUUGCUACUAGAGGAGAAAUACACUGUCACAUUUGCUAAAAUACAAUUGUACUUGGGCCUCUCCUUUCCUGUAAAGCAGUGCUGGGCCUUCUAGAUUUAAAUUCAUAAGUGGCACAAAAUGGCAGAUCUCAUACAUUUCAGUGGCUGAAAAUACAAGUAUAGACCUAAGCAUUAGCACGGGCCAGAGAGAAAUGAAAAAGUAAAUAUAUGCUUUUGGUAUUAAGAAGUCUUAACAAACUUAAUUGUUGGAACCCAAAGAUAGUAUUUCCAAUGACAGCUUUCCCAGUGAUUAGCCAGUUGUGUGAGUAUGCUGCUAGAAAGAGGAUAAAUCAGAAGCUAGUGAAGGGUCCCAACUGCCUGCUACAGCAGAGUGCCAAGCAGCCCUGAGUGGGAAACUCAAGUUCAGUGUCUGUGCUUGUGUGUGGUGUGCUUUAUGGACCCACAUAUAUUAGAUUCAUUAGUGACAAUAAGAUCUACAACAGAAUUCAAUAACCAUUAAUGGGUUGAGUUUAAAAUACAUCAGCCAGUAGGAGCCAGAUUACAAGGAUAUUUAUGUCUACUAGGAUUAUACACAUAACAUCCAGGUAAAAUAAAUUAAAGAAGAUCUACAUUUUCACUGUUUGACAGAAUUGUAUCUCAUUUGGCUGUGCAUUACUUUGUCAAAAUGUGUUAUCUGUAAACCCAUGUGUAGUGAAAUUCUUCUGUAACUUUGGAUUAAAGGUAUUUAUGGUCUUUUUGUUUGUUUGAUUUUUAAGUAAGUUAUUUCUUUUGUAGGCUUGCUGAUGGUAUGGUUCCAUCCUUAUGCCUUCAGCAUACAAUCUUUUUUAAAGGAUUUUUGUUUCCAAUAUUGUUAUUUUAAAUUGUGGUUGAAGCAAUAGAAAAUUGAAAUAUGGAUUGUGCAUGACUGUGUCUUGAGUGUAAAAAUAUUGCAGUUUGAAACUUGGACCUAAA